UCUUUGAAUGAUUCAUGAUUCAUUUAACUCGAACUUCCCUUUACCUCCUACCUAGGGUUUCCAUUCUCAGGCAUGAAGUAUUUCCUAAGCGCUGUGCACAAGGCGUUCAAGGAAGGGGGACUAGCACAGGCCUGGCGAGAAGCAAAGAAGGAGGGCAUCUUGAACUGUAUCGUAGAUGGAAAUCUCUUGCUCACAAAGAUGUGGGGGAACAAAGACACCCGGCUGGUGGGCAUUGACAAAUUCGGGAACAAGUACUUCGAGAAACCCAGUGGCACCGCAGGGCGCACGCGAUGGGUGGAGUACGCGGACAAGAAAUACUACAACGCCUCGAACGUUCCCCCCGAGUGGCAUGGCUGGCUCCACUACGUGACCGAUCACACGGCGGAGCAGCUGGAAGAUCUGCGACCCAAGCGCUACGGCCUGGAGCACCAACCCAAUCGAACUGGCGAGGGCGAGCAGUACAUAUACCACUCCAAGGGCCAUGUCCUCAGCCCAAACCAGCGAGAUUGGAGCCGAUACGAUCCUUGGAAGAAGGCCGACGCGGCCCCCAUGUCUUGAGAGUUAGCGUGUUUAGAGACACUGUCGCAAAGGCAAGCAAAGGGAAUAAAGCGUGUUUAGAGACA
Selaginella moellendorffii is the source of this 623-nucleotide messenger RNA. RefSeq names its product probable NADH dehydrogenase [ubiquinone] 1 alpha subcomplex subunit 12. Gene Ontology annotation, biological process: mitochondrial respiratory chain complex I assembly; response to oxidative stress. The record is from RefSeq and is a predicted model, not a curated record. Gene Ontology annotation, cellular component: membrane. The transcript has 4 exons. Bases 73 to 558 code for a protein of 161 amino acids. Lineage: Eukaryota; Viridiplantae; Streptophyta; Lycopodiopsida; Selaginellales; Selaginellaceae.